UUGAUAUAAGUAUUUGCAUACUUAAAAUGAGCGUUAAACGUUUUUAUUUUAAGUACGACAUUUCUUAUAUGCAGGAUUUUGUUUGAAUAUUGUUUUGGGGAAUUUGUAGUUGAUUGAAUUAAGAUUUGUCAAGCUUAGUUUAAGUGAAUGGAAACUUGGAACAGAUUUUCAACCGUUUUGUGUUUGAUUUGAGUGUAAAAUGUUGUUGUUGUUUUUCACCGAAUUGAUAUAUUUGCCGUGUUGGACUCACCCAUGGCAUGGCUUGAACCGUGCUGCUGCAGAGUUUGGCUACUUUUGCGGCUCUGUCGUGCAAGGUGGGGCGUUUAUAUAGCCGCUGGCCGGCACAGCCGAACAAUGGGCACCAAGCGCUCGGAUUACCUAUUGUGUGCGGCUGGCGUGUCCAUUAUGGCCCGUCACCUGGACAGUAAGAGCAGCAACAGCAACAGCAGCAGCAGUAGCAGCGGGCGCCAAACAAAGAGCUCAACUGUUGACACAAUACAACAAUGGUUGGCGACGGGGCGAACCUCAAGUAUCAGGAACUCCGAGGACUGACUAUUUAUAGACUGGACACUGGCUUAAAGCCCGGCUACUUGAAGUGUUUAUGCGUGUGCCGAAAAAAGUCAAAAUGGAGAAAAGAAAAUUAAAAACAAGAAGUGGAAAACCCAGUGACCCAGACAUUUGCAGCGGGCGGCCAAACCACCCAGGCUAGGAGCAACUAUGAGCUCAUGGGCUGCUUGUCUAGCACUAAAAUUCAGGUGCAUUUGCUGCUGCUGGCCCCAAGGGGUAGGUGCUUUGUGUGUGUGUGUGUGUGUGUGCGUGUGUGCGUGUGUGGCAGCUAGUUGUAGGGCUUCGACGUGACGAUAAACUCGCGCAAACGCCAAUCCGCCCAGCGGUUCGUCAGUUGAAUGCGCGUCGUUGCCCCGCACGGUGGGGCGCUGAUAUAUAUACUAUAUAUCUAAAGACUAACAAUACAGUUUGAGAAGCACAACAGCCAGACACGUGCCGCUAAAACUGUGGCUUAACAAGGAGUUACAAGCCAGGACGUCCGCUCUGCUUCUAUUUUUUGUUGUUUUCAAUCAAACUCGGGAGCAGCUCGAGCUGCUGUUCUUGGAGCGCGUACAGUUAUCCGCUUGACUUGGUGCGGACGCAGUGGCGGAAGCCCUAGGAGUGUUGCCCCACGUUGUUGUUGCUGUCGCUGGAAAUCGUUAAAAACAGUAGAGAAUAGAAAAUAGCGAAAAGCUAGCGAGUAUGUCACGAAUUGUGUAAAGAACAGGAAACCAAAAGACAAACACCUGAAACACACACCUGGCGCCUGGACGCAGGAUUUAGGCUAGACGCAUGGACAAAGGCACAAUGAAGCGCAAGCAGCGUAGAUACAGAACCACCUUCAACACCCUGCAGCUGCAGGAGCUGGAGCGCGCCUUCCAGCGCACGCAUUAUCCGGACGUGUUCUUUCGCGAGGAGCUGGCCGUGCGCAUUGAGCUGACGGAGGCGCGCGUUCAGGUCUGGUUCCAGAAUCGACGCGCCAAAUGGCGCAAACAGGAGAAGCUGGGCACCGCCGGCGACUACAAGGAGGACGCCCAACUCGAGUUGGAUGUGGCUUUCGAUGAUAGCGCUGUGCUGGGUCAGCUGGACAGCGCCUUGGCUGGCGGCGGCACCUUGCUGCCGGAUACGCCGCCGCAGUCUUCCAAUUCGCUGGAUAAUGAGCUGAAGGCGCCCUACGGUACGGGCGGGCUUUCGCCCUCCAGGCUCUCGCCUAACAUUUUUCUCAAUCUGAACAUUGAUCAUCUGGGCCUGGAGCGCGGCGGCAGCGGUCUGUCCAUGGAGUGGUCCACCUACCCGCCGUCCACACAGCCGGAGCAGCAUCAGCCGGAGCAGCAGCAACAGUUGCAGGCGUCGCAGCAGCAACAGUUGCAGGAGUCGCAGCAGCAACACGUCUGCACGCUGCAGCAUCAAGCGCUGGCGAGCGCAUUUGGCGCCUCACUCGAUCUGGACAUGAACGAGGGCUACGAUGAGAUGAAGUUUCUCAGUGUGGAUCAGUUUACGAUCGAUAGCUUCAAGGCGGACUGCAUACUCAGCAUGGAGCACAGCCUGGCGCUGGAUGACAAGCAGCAUGAAGCCCCCGCCGCCUCCGCCUGCCACUCUGCUGCCUAUGAGGUUCCGUCUCUGGCCACGGACAAUGCUGCACUGCAUUCGCUUUGCUUGGACGGCAUGAGUCUCGCGCCCAACUUUGGCGGCCUCUCACUCCUAUCCGGCCAUCUGACGGACGAUGUCACGUCUGGGGAGGCGUCACCCAAGUCGCCGCCAUCGCUGCUGGUGCUGGACAAGACGCUGCCCUCGCUGAGUAUCGGGGUGGAUGGCAUCAGUGAACUGGUCGAGCAGCUGCAUCAUCAUCAACAUCAGCUCAAUCACCAUCAUCAUCAUCAACAUCAUCAUCAUCAUCAUCAUCAUCCACACGAUGUCGGGGUUGGGGGAAGCGAUGUAGUCUAACCGGAACAUUUUUAUUAACCUAGACAAAUUCUAAGCAUAGUUAAUGUUGUACGAUUCUAGCUGUAAUCCUGGCUCAUACUCUUACUGGGCCUCAUGCUCUUUUCGAAAUGGAUGGGAUUUGACGUAAGUUCACCUAAAUAAAUGGCCAACAAGUUGUUAAUGCGAAUGGAAUUGGA
Molecule: messenger RNA, 2666 nt
Organism: Drosophila virilis
Lineage: Eukaryota; Metazoa; Arthropoda; Insecta; Diptera; Drosophilidae
Gene: Pph13
Product: PvuII-PstI homology 13
Biological process (GO): regulation of transcription by RNA polymerase II
Molecular function (GO): RNA polymerase II transcription regulatory region sequence-specific DNA binding; DNA-binding transcription factor activity, RNA polymerase II-specific
Source: RefSeq, a predicted model, not a curated record